AUGUCGGUCUCUCCUCCCCACGAGCCCCAGCCUUUGCGGGACCGGACCCCGGAACUCACCUCUAAACGUGAGAAGCGUCAUCGCGAGGAUGACGAUGAUGAUCGUGACAGGACCAGACGCCGAAGCCAUCGCCACGACGAUGAACGCGACUACGAGCGCGAAGACCGAGACCCUGAGGACCGCAGACGUCGCCAUUACGACUCUGACGAGGAGCGCGACCGCGAGCGCCGCCACCGCCGCCGCGAGCGCGAGAGCGAUGAUGACAGACGCAGAUCUCGUGACGACCGUGACGACAGGAGCUACAGCCGCGAGCGCAGCGGACGCGACCGCGACCGUGAACGCGAGAGGGACAGGAGUCGCCACGACGAUCGCCGCGAGCGCGAUCGCGAUGAUGACGAGCGGAGCCACCGCAGCAGUAGGCGUGACCGUGACCGCUCGGGCUCCCGCGACCGGGACCGUGAGCGUGAACGCCGCCACCGUGACGACAGAGACUCCGAACGUGCACGCGUCCGUGCUAUGACUCGAGAGGAGAAGGAGCGUGAGCGUGAGCGCCGCGACCGUGAGAUGAUGGAAGAGCGUCGUGAAGCCGCUCGCCGGGAAGGAGUGAGUGUACCAUGGCGGUCCCUUGAGCUGACGUUGCAGCGCGAUUACCACUCUCCCCGCCGCCGUCGCGGCAGCUCUGCGCGCGAUGAGGCCGCUGACCUCCUUAACGAGGUGGACUCCGAAGCUCGCUCCGUAUUUGUUUCGCAACUGGCUGCGUCACUCAAAUCCUCAGAUCUAGGCUUAUUCUUCGAAGACAAGCUGGGCCCACGCACCGUCCGCGACGCGCGCAUCAUCAACGACCGCCACUCUCGCCGUUCUAGGGGCAUCGGGUAUGUGGAACUGGCUUCGACCGAUCUGGUUAGUAAGGCACUUGCUCUCUCAGGAACUAUCGUUAUGGGCAUCCCGAUCCUCGUGACCCUCACCGACGCGAGCAGCAACCCCGACGGCAUGAACCUCGGAGCCAUCCUCGCUACCCUGAAGGCUGAGCGCCGUGAGCGUCGUGAGCGUAUCCAGCAGCGCCGCUUCCCCCCACUUAGCCCAGGUUUGCAGCACCGCCUCGGUGUCGACGUCAAUGCGCACGCCGAGGCGGCUCUGCCCUACCACCGUCUUUUUAUCGCCGACCUCGCCGAGGUUCUAAACGCAGAAGACAUUCGUCAAGUCUUUGAGCCAUUCGGUGAGAUUGAAUUCGUGGACUUGCACACAGAUGUGACUGGCACCAGCAAAGGAACGGCCUACAUCCAAUUCGCCGAACUCAACUCCGCUCAGAUGGCUCUCGAUGCGAUGAACAAUUUCGAGCUUGCCGACAAGACGAUCAAGGUCAUGAGCGUCGACCCGCCCCGUGCGCCGCGUAUUGAGGACGAGGAGCGUGGCGGCGGUAAUGGUCGCCGUGGCGGACGUCUCGAUGCUCAGGGCCGCAUGGACCUAAUGUACAAACUCGCCCGCCGCGAGAACCCCGACGAUUCGUCGCGCUCGCGCGCCCCCGCCCCUCAGCAGCAGGAGCGUGCUCGCCCCACAACUUUCCUACUCGUCAGCAACAUGUUUAACCCCGACGAGGAGACCGAGCGCAACUGGGACAUCGAUCUCGCGGAUGAUGUCAAGGUGGAGGUUGAGAACAAGUACGGACACGUUGCUCGCAUCAAGGUCGACAAGAUGAGCAACAAGGGUGAUGUCUACAUCGAGUUCAAGGACAUUGACGGAGCUGAGCGUGCCCAGCGCGGAUUGCAGGGACGCUUCUUCGGAGGGCGCUCUCUUACUGCCCAGUACAUCAACGAGGGCCUUUUCAAGAGCCACAUGUAG
Trichosporon asahii var. asahii CBS 2479 is the source of this 1839-nucleotide messenger RNA. RefSeq lists its product as uncharacterized. Gene Ontology annotation, biological process: mRNA processing. The transcript is spliced from 2 exons. Gene Ontology annotation, cellular component: nucleus. Bases 1 to 1839 code for a protein of 612 amino acids. Gene Ontology annotation, molecular function: RNA binding. Lineage: Eukaryota; Fungi; Basidiomycota; Tremellomycetes; Trichosporonales; Trichosporonaceae. The record is from RefSeq and is a predicted model, not a curated record.